UUCUAAUAGUUUGUAGUAUACUUAAUUUGUCUUUUAGGUGCACGUGGAGCUUCUAUAUUGUCCUUAUGGCAUGGAAAAUGGUUUCGUUAAUCCUUUUGCCUCUACAUACUCAAUGACAUCCUUAGAGAAGGCUCUUAAAGGGGGGGAUGGAACUGAGGUUGCUGACAGUGGGACAGCAGCCACACGGAAGAAAAGGGAUGUGAUAGUGAGAGGAGUGUUUUCUGUGACGGUUAUAUCUGCUGAAGACUUGCCGAUCGUGGAUUUGAUGGGAAAGGCUGAUCCGUAUGUUGUACUCUACAUGAAGAAAACAGGAAACAAAAACAAAACUAGGGUUGUGAAUGACAGCCUCAAUCCAGUUUGGAACCAGACAUUUGACUUCGUUGUGGAGGAUGGUUUACAUGAUAUGCUAAUUCUGGAAGUUUGGGACCAUGACACCUUUGGGAAGGAUUACAUGGGGAGAUGCAUUUUGACACUCACUAAGGUUAUACUAGAAGGGGAAUACAACGACACCAUUCCCCUGGAUGGGUCAAAAUCAGGAAAGCUGAGUUUACAUCUCAAGUGGAUGCCGCAACCAAUAUACCGGGAUGCUUGAUGGAUGAAAAAUCUCACACAGAUUCCUUUCACCUAGAAGAUAUUGCAUUCUCUCCU
Molecule: messenger RNA, 648 nt
Organism: Telopea speciosissima
Lineage: Eukaryota; Viridiplantae; Streptophyta; Magnoliopsida; Proteales; Proteaceae
Product: synaptotagmin-5-like
Exons: 3
Coding region: 71-592 (173 amino acids)
Cellular component (GO): endoplasmic reticulum
Molecular function (GO): lipid binding
Source: RefSeq, a predicted model, not a curated record